GCAUACGCCUUCAGCGCGAGCGCACUUUAACGCCAGCAGCAGCUCCGAGCAGCUUUACUUGCGCAGCUCCGCAAGCGGCCGAGCCGCUGCUCUGUCCAGGCUUGUCCAGAAUGCGCCCGAGCGGACCGUCCGAGAGCGGCUGAGUGUCGGUGCAGCUCGGGACAGCGUCGCCGAGGCGCUCGAGACGUUUUUCACCCGGUCGUGCCGCGCUGAGGACGCACGGCAGGAUGUCCGCGGCGCGCCCGCGGGGCAGAGCGGCGCUGGACGCGUUCUGCGUCUGUUUGGCAGUAACUCUGGCUUCUUCCUACAACAUCGACCUGGAGCACCCGGUGCUCUACCGCGGACCACGCGAGACCUUCUUCGGAUACUCAGUUCUCGAGCACUUCCAUGACAAUACGCGCUGGAUUCUGGUAGGAGCUCCCAGAGCGAACUCGUCCUUCAGCAGUUCUGUACGCUCACCAGGAGCUGUCUUCAAGUGCCGCAUCCACAGCAACCCGGAGCGACGCUGUACAGAGGUGGACCUGGGCAGAGGGAACAAGCAACGGGAGUCUUGUGGGAAGACAUGUCAAGGGGACAGGGACAACGAGUGGAUGGGGGUCAGCCUGGCAAGACAGGACAAACCCAACGGCAAAGUUCUGGCCUGUGCACACCGCUGGAAAAAUGUCUACUAUGAGUCGGAGCAAAUCCUCCCCCACGGGUACUGCUCCGUGAUCCCUCCCACGUUACAGGGCAGGACGCGCGCGCUCAUUCCGUGCUACGAGGACCAUAAGAAGACGUAUGGGGAAGAACAUGGCUCGUGCCAAGCUGGAAUAGCGGGUGUUUUCACUGAGGAGCUUGUCGUCAUGGGAGCACCUGGGUCAUACUACUGGACCGGAACAGUCAAAGUGUUCAACAUCACCUCCAACUCGCAGUACAGCCUCAACAGAGAUGAUCUGAGUAUUCAGAGAUACAGUUACCUGGGUUACGCAGUGACUGCUGGUCACUUUUCCUCACCCACCACUAUCGAUGUUGCUGCUGGAGCCCCUCAGGACGGGGGUGAAGGAAAAGUUUACAUUUUCAGAAUUGAGGGUACAUCUCUUGUGAAGACCUUUCAGGCCUCAGGGAAAAUGAUGGGCUCUUACUUUGGCUCCUCACUGUGUGCAGUUGACCUAAAUGCAGACGGACUGUCAGACCUGUUGGUGGGGGCACCCAUGUUCAGCGAGGUCCGGGACGAAGGCCAGGUGUAUGUUUAUCUCAGCAGGGGCAACGGGGUGAUGGAGGAGGCUAAGAUUCUGAAUGGAGAGAACGCUUACAAUGCCCAUUUUGGAGAGUGCAUCACCACCCUUGGCGACAUUGAUGAUGAUGGAUAUCAAGAUGUGGCGAUAGGAGCUCCUAAAGAGGAUGAUUACGGAGGUGCCGUGUACAUCUACCAUGGUGAUGCAAUGGGAAUAGUCAGCAAGUACUCAAUGAGGUUGUCUGGGCGAAGCAUCAGUCCAACCCUUCAAAUGUUUGGCCAGUCACUAUCCGGUGAUGUGGACAUGGAUGGAAACGGAUACCCAGAUGUGACGAUCGGUGCAUUCAUGGCAGACAGCGUGGUGUUAUUAAGGUCCAGACCGGUAAUCACAGUGAACGUGUCCAUCUUCCUGCCGACCUCCAUAAACAUCUCAGUGCCUCAGUGUCACGAGGGCCCGCAGCAUCUCAACUGCUUUGAGGUCAAUGUCUGUAUGAGCUUCCAUGGGAAACGUGUGCCUGGACAGAUUGAGCUGCUGUACAACAUAACAGCCGAUGCAGACAAAAGACACAAGGGCCAGCCGUCCCGCGUCUACUUCACACACAGCGGAGAGCAGACCAGUGUUGUGAGUCAGCUGUUCAGCCUCAGCGUCCACCGGCAGGAGUGCCAUCAGUACACGGCCUACGUGAGGAAAGAGGUGAAGGACGUGUUUGCAGCCAUCAUCUUUGAGGCAGCGUACAGCCUGGGCAAGCAUGUGCUGAAUGGACACCAUGAGCAUGAGCUCGCUCCACUCACACCCAUUCUGCGCUGGAAAAAGGGAGAGAAGAUCGCAGCCAGGAAUGAGACGUGGUUUGAGAAGAACUGUCUGUCGGACGACUGCGCUGCUGACCUGAGGCUUCAUGGGAAGCUCCUUCUCUCUGGACAUCACGUCAGGCCUCAUCUCGCUCUGGGAGGAGUGAAGAACAUCUCCCUGAACUUAACCAUCUCAAACGCUGGAGAUGACGCUUACGACACCAACAUCUACCUAAAUUUCUCCAGGGAAGUUCAUUACAUCAACUUCCUGCAGAGGGAAGAGAAGGGCAUUUCCUGCGAGCUGGUUCAGCUGGACUUCCUCAAGUGCAGCGUGGGAUUUCCUUUCAUGAGAGCGCAGACGAAGUACCAUCUGUCCGUGCUGUUUGACACAAGUCAUCUGUCUGGUGAAAAUGAGACGCUGCUAUUUUUAGUACAUGCCAGGAGUGCGAAUCCAGAGCACGAGAACAAACUACAUGACAACACUUUGGAACUGUCCAUCCCACUGGUGCAUGAGGUGGACACAACUCUGACCGGUGUGGUCAAUCCAUCCUCGUUUGUGUACGGAAACUCAAUUGAGGCCUCUCGCUUUGUUCAGCUGGAGGACCUAGAGUGCAACUUUCAGCCCCUCAACUUCACCUUCCAGGUGAUAAAUAACGGGCCGAGCAGGCUGCUUGCUUCCACUGUGGACAUAAGGUUACCUAACAGACUGGUUGCCAAUGGGGCAGACAUGUUCCACAUCAUAGACACACAGGUGACAGAAGGUCGAGGGAACUGUACGUGGCAGCGAAACCCCACACCGUGCACCAUCCCUCAGGACAAAGAGAGCCUCUUCCACACCAUCUUUGCCUUCUUCACCAAGUCUGGCAGGAAGGUUCUGGACUGUGACCGGCCUGGGAGAGCCUGUCUGACCAUCUCCUGCAGCCUGGGAUCUCAACCUAAAGAAGAAGCUAUGAGUAUAGAUGUGCAAAUGCUACUGAACACUGAAAUACUGACGAGGGAUAGUUCCUCAGUUAUCCAGUUUGUGACACGAGGUCACGUCCAAGUUGACCACCGGUCUUUGGAGGUGUCCAGUGGCCUACCAGAGGACAUUUCACUGGUGUUUGAGGCACUGCACAGUCAGGAGCCCAGGGGUUAUGUGGUGGGUUGGAUCAUUGCCAUCAGCCUGCUGGUGGGAAUCCUCAUCUUCCUCCUCCUGGCUGUUCUGCUCUGGAAGAUGGGCUUCUUCAGGCGGCGCUACCGAGAGAUCAUAGAGGCGGAAAAGAACAGGAACGACAGUGACGAGAGCUGGGAUUGGGUCCAGAAGAGCCAAUGAGAGCUGGGAAGCAUUCCCAGAAGAUCCCAUAAGCUGCUGCCUUUACCAUGGCCUUGCCCUAAAGACCCACACCCUCCAGUCUUUCAUAUGUGGAAGAGAAUAUUCUCCAAAUUUUUCGGAGGUUUGACACUUUUGUUUUCUGUAGGCGGAGACAUUUGAGGUGACCGUGCGGCUCACCAAAGACUCAACAGUGGAACUCCAUCGAUCCCAGUGGGGAUGUUCUCCUGCCAGUCGGAUCAGACUGGAGCAAUGGAAGGAGAGAUAUUGGCACUUCCUCAGAAGGAUGUGGAUAUUGUGUCAAAACAAUAAAUACCCUCAGGGCGCUGAUUAAGAGCAAAGAUCUAUUUUUUUUUACAUGUAUUCCAUGUUGUAUAGAUAAGAGCUUCAGGAGGACUUGAAGUGUCUCUUUUUCUGGCCUUUUUCUGUUUGGUGUUGAGUUUUGAAAGCACUGAUUAUCGACACGUGCCGAAGAGUGGAUGCUCUUCAUUCCAACCUUCCUGUUGCAGAUCUUCCAGAGACAAAAACACACGUUUUCAUAAAAACAUAUGAUAUAAUAAGACACGAUUGUUUCAUAAACGAAGGCCGGUACCUCUUUA
This is a messenger RNA of Pygocentrus nattereri (red-bellied piranha), 3910 nucleotides long. It is a transcript of the gene itga9, whose product is annotated as integrin, alpha 9. Gene Ontology annotation, biological process: cell-matrix adhesion; cell adhesion mediated by integrin; cell-cell adhesion. Gene Ontology annotation, molecular function: integrin binding. NCBI's taxonomy places the organism in Eukaryota, Metazoa, Chordata, Actinopteri, Characiformes, Serrasalmidae. The transcript is spliced from 28 exons. Gene Ontology annotation, cellular component: integrin complex; external side of plasma membrane. The record is from RefSeq and is a predicted model, not a curated record. Bases 228 to 3314 code for a protein of 1028 amino acids.